CGAUGGGAAGCCGGCGGAGCAAUCAGUUGUCUCGAUGUCCCCAUCUAAGAAUCAAGCUAUGCGAGUGCUCUCACUUCUGACCGUUGCGGUUGUAGGGGCUUCCGGGAGAUUGUCCCACCCCGAUCCGUUCAUCGAUGCUAUGCUCGAAGCUGAACAUCACAGGAGUCGGAGAAACAUCGAUAUUGACGACGAAUCGAUAGUCUGUUACGAUCACGACGUGGGAUGCUUCACCCAGAAGGAAAUGACCUUUGCCGGGUGUUUCCCCGAAGAUCCAGGACAAGGCAACAUCAACACAACUUUCAACCUGUACAGCCGAGGAAGCAGGAACGAUACCCCUGUUGUGAUGCUCCAUGAGAUCGAGAAUACUUACAACGACAUUCCCGCCCUGAGGGAGACGCAUAAAACUCUCUUUGUGUUGAGCCAUGGACUUGGCGGCAGCGGACGUACGUACUGGGUCGUGGACAUGAAGAACGCUCUCCUCAAGGUCAAGGAUGCCAACGUGAUCGCGAUUGACUGGAGACGCGGUAGCGCCUUACCCCUCUACAGCCAGGCAGCAGCGAACACGAUGAGCGUAGGGAGGGCGGCAGCGAAAUUCCUCCUGGAGCUGAAGCGGAUCUACGGCUAUUCCAAUAAGAAUAUCCAUUAUAUCGGUUUCAGCAUGGGAGCUCAGGUCGGCGGCUUUGCCGGCAGGCAUUACUACAAACUUUCAGGGCAGAAAUUCGGUCGUAUGACUAUUCUGGACGCCGCUGCACCCGCGUUCGAGAAGUACGGUGCUCACGUCACGAAAGAGGACAGCGAAUUCACUAUUGGAGUACAUACUUCGGCCGGAGAGUCAAUAGUGACUGGGAAGGUCGGAAUGGUCUCUCCCGUCGGACACGUCGAUUUCUAUCCGAAUGGAGGAAUUUCUCAACCCGGGUGCAGCUGGUGGCAUGUGAAAUGUCACCACGAGCGCGCUCAUCACUUCUUCAAUGAGGCCGUCCUCAAUUCCGAAGAUCCACAGGCUUGUAGAUAUAUCGGGCAAACUUGCGAAGAAGAAUGGCAAAAAGUCAGGACUGGAGUCUGUACACCGAAGACAUACGAGGGUGAGAUGUCGCUGACUCCGAGCGGGAGCGGAAAACUUUUCAUCAAAACGAACGAUCAAGCUCCAUUCUGCAUACCGGUUCCGGAAGAGGAGAAGGCUCUCCUGUCGAGUUCGCUGCCUGCUGAUUUCCAGUGGAUUUAGGAGGCCUUUGCGAUGUUAUAAUUAACCCGGGGAAAUGUACUAUAAAAAAACCAUAUAU
Molecule: messenger RNA, 1280 nt
Organism: Galendromus occidentalis (western predatory mite)
Lineage: Eukaryota; Metazoa; Arthropoda; Arachnida; Mesostigmata; Phytoseiidae
Product: pancreatic lipase-related protein 2
Exons: 9
Coding region: 35-1222 (395 amino acids)
Biological process (GO): lipid catabolic process
Molecular function (GO): lipase activity
Source: RefSeq, a predicted model, not a curated record